UGAUGCGACGCUCUCUAGAUAUUGGCGUCGUUUGAUCACCGUCGCGUUUGGGGUUUCCCCCGUCUCUCUCUCUCUCUCUCUUAACGUUGGCGUCGUUUCUCCGGAGUCGUGAUUGGGGUUGGUCUCUCUCCCUCUCUGGUGAAUUGUGACUCUAUGGAACUUGAAGAAUCCAGCCAUCUGCCUUCCUCCUUCGAGAAAUUGAAGAUUACUAGUCCGAUGUCUCCUUCUGCUCCUGCCAUCAUCCCUAGGCCUCAGAUUUCUUCCUGUCCUCUCCCUUCAUAUCAUGGAAAGGGUAAGCCUCGUAGUUUGGUUAGUCUAUGUCUUGGAGUCCUUGGGCAGAACCUUGAGGAUAUUCUUAACGACAUCUGUGAAAUUGCUCCCAUUUUUCCUCCGGACAUUAAGCUAGCAAUUACAGCCAUUGCUCGAAGAAAGAAAUUACUUACAGAUGAUAUUCUUGUUGCCUUAGCAGACCAUAUGUGGUAUAUUCUAGAUAUCUCUGGAUCAAAUGUUACAGAUGUGGGUCUCGUCAAAGUUGCUGCCAUAUGCACCAAUCUGCGAGCUGUGGAUAUUAGCUUAUGUGACCAUAUAUCUGAGCGGUCAGUUUCCUGCCUCAUUGGCCAUUGCCACUCAUUGGAGACACUUCGUUGUGGAGGAAACCCAUCAAGUAAUUACACUGCUAGACGGUUUCUGAAAUACUUGAUGCCUACGUUGCAAUGUGUGGAGGAAGAAUCUUGGGAAGAGCUUGAAGAUAAGGAAAUAAGCAAUGGAGCACCCUCAUUACGCUGGUUGGUAUGGCCAAAAAUUGAUGAUAACUCCAGACAAAUCUUGGCUGAGUGCCCCCGCAUCUCGAUCAACCCAACUCCUUCUCUUCUCAAUCUGCGAGGAAUGCAGGUUCCUCGAGAAGCAUUUCCCAACACCAUGUUGGAUGAUUCGAUUUUGGAAGAUAUUGAUCCAAAGACAUGGGCAGUAUGUAAUGUCGCCGCAAGAAUAAGAAUCCAAGCUCCCUCAAGCACUUUUGAAUUGCCAAUAGCUGAGAGGUUCAGGUUGGCCUUUGAGGAGCGGGAUGCCCGUUUGGCACCAAAAAGAGCAAAAAAUGCACGGCAGCACAAGAGGCGUGCAGAGAGAGAACGGAUGACAUCCAACAUGAACGCGAAAUCAUUAGCUCUUGCUUACAAAGCGAACAAGUACUUCAGAAAUCUCAGCUAGUUGUGGGUUGCAAGACAUUUGCUUGUAUGAUGUAAUUAUAAGAAUGUAAACUUUUUGCUUGAGGAAAUUGUUUGACAGGCGUAAGAAAUUCUUUGUAGAAAAGUACUUAGGAUGAUUUGUGGCGAUGGAAUUAUGCAAGCAGGUAUCAUUGGUAGACGU
Messenger RNA from Nymphaea colorata (pocket water lily), 1365 nucleotides. RefSeq lists its product as uncharacterized. The coding region runs from base 154 to 1206 and encodes 350 amino acids. The transcript has 6 exons. The record is from RefSeq and is a predicted model, not a curated record. NCBI's taxonomy places the organism in Eukaryota, Viridiplantae, Streptophyta, Magnoliopsida, Nymphaeales, Nymphaeaceae.